GCCCGUUGGGCGUCAGCAUCAAACUCUUUCCCACAUUAACUGAUCAACACCAUGGCAGAACCUAUAGGUAUAGCUUCUGGAGUGCUAGCGUUGGCAUCUUUCGCUUUUCAGUCCAGUAUUACACUAUAUGAGACCGUUCAGAGUUUCCGCUCCCAUCAGAAACGGGUACGCGACCUUCUAGAUGAGCUUGAGGCUCUGAGUGGGGUUCUUGGUCCGCUCGCCGAAACAAUACAGGCGACGACUGACGUAAACCUUUCCGUCCUUGACCUUCCACUACUCCGAUGUGGCAACGCCUGUAACGAGUUUCGGGAGGAAUUAAUCAAAUGCUCAUCACGGUCCGGCGGCAGCCGGACGAGCUUCCGAGACUGGGCCAAAUUAAGAUAUAUGGGGGAUGAUAUCGACGGUUUCAGGCGAGUCCUGGCUCAAUACCAGUUGACGAUCAACAUAGCCCUUACCGAUGCGAACCUUCGUAAAUCAUCCAUCAACGCCGAAAGCCUUGAAGGCUAUAAGGACCUUAUUGAAACAGCCAAGGCUGACCUCGAAGCUCAUCUGGAAAAUAUCGAUGGAAAACUGGAGCUUGUCUUGGGGAAAACAGUGGCCAAUUCCGAUUCGGAUGUGAUAGAAUUGCGCCGCAUCAAAGAGGAACGGUUAAGCACGGAAAAAUGCCUUCAAAUCUGUGCGCAGCUGUCCGAGCACAUCAAACAAAUCCAGCCCACGUCCAAGGACGAGGGUGGUUUCUCUUCAUUGGGUGAUUUAGAUAACUCCCCCGAAAAAGUCACCAACGAGGGUCUGCAGGAAUGCAAAACUAGCCUGAAGCUCACGAUGACGAAGUUAGAAGAGCAUAUGCAGGACUUAAUGAAUCGUUUGCUGGCAAAAUCGAAGUCACCUACGACGUCACAAACCCAGGAGGAGUUUACGGACCUUGCCAGGCUGCGAGAUGAAUGGGAGACGGCUCGUCAAUGCAUGGACAUCUGCACCAAGGCUGACAACAACCUAAAGGAGAACUUCAGCAAAAUUAACAAUUACGCCACCGGUGAUGCCCUUCAAUUCAUGGUUUCGACUAAUGGGAAGAUUCUCCAUGGUAACAACCGAGGGGUUGGGUGGAGAACGAGGCAAGUUGGGGGGUACAUCAGCGAUGCUUCAAUCCAACAGUUGUCACGGGAUAUGACCAACAUCAACUUUCGAAAUCUCGGAAAUGAUGCUCCUAUUCCGCAAGGAAGUUCACCCACCAUCCACAACGAUGAGCCCCGGGUCGAGACACCCUUCGAAUACAGCCAGCGGUAUGGACGAGGCUAUAAACUCCCAUGAUUCCGGACUUAUCCAUGCCCUCGACAUAUUGAAUCGACUUUAAAUCAAGCAGAUCACCAAAAGGAUAAAUAGCUGGUUGCGGAUGGCGACUGCGGGAGUUUGGAUAAAUUUUUAAGAAUAAUGACUCUAUAUAGAAAAUUUACUUGUAUGUCAAGAUAUCCAAAAUUGUAUGUUAACUACUGUGGGCGAAUCUUACUAACCAAUCUAAUCACGUGCCAGGUCACAUAUACAACAGUAAGGAAUAUAAUUAGCCCGGACAACCGGACCCGUCUACACAGAUAGAAAUC
Messenger RNA from Aspergillus wentii DTO 134E9, 1595 nucleotides. RefSeq lists its product as uncharacterized. The transcript is spliced from 2 exons. NCBI's taxonomy places the organism in Eukaryota, Fungi, Ascomycota, Eurotiomycetes, Eurotiales, Aspergillaceae. The record is from RefSeq and is a predicted model, not a curated record. The coding region runs from base 52 to 1308 and encodes 418 amino acids.